Cynara cardunculus var. scolymus (artichoke) is the source of this 2061-nucleotide messenger RNA. RefSeq names its product RNA-dependent RNA polymerase 6-like. Gene Ontology annotation, biological process: siRNA processing. Gene Ontology annotation, molecular function: RNA-directed RNA polymerase activity. The transcript has 3 exons. Lineage: Eukaryota; Viridiplantae; Streptophyta; Magnoliopsida; Asterales; Asteraceae. The record is from RefSeq and is a predicted model, not a curated record. The coding region runs from base 1 to 1854 and encodes 617 amino acids. Gene Ontology annotation, cellular component: nuclear RNA-directed RNA polymerase complex.
AUGGAUAUGUAUCCCGCUGCAUUACUUGGGUACCCUUCUAAUAUAUCUAUAUCUAUACUAUCGUAUAAAUUGCAGUUGAAAGACAAUCAGCCGUGUGCGUAUCAGAUCAGAUACGCGGGUUGUAAGGGAGUCAUCGUGUGGUGGCCUGGAAAAAAGGGGGACAAUAUCAAGCUUUCAUUAAGGCCGAGCAUGAAUAARUUYGAGUCUGMUCAUACGGUUCUUGAAAUAUGUUCUUGGACACGGUURCAGCCCGGUUUCUUGAAUCGUCAGAUAAUAACGCUACUCUCCGCUUUGAAUGUUGGAGACGAUAUCUUUUGGGAAAUGCAGACGAAAAUGGUGAGAAAUCUGGACCAAAUGCUCGAGGACACGGAUAUGGCAUUUGACGUGAUCACAACAUCGUGUGCCGAAAAUGGGAGUACAGCUUCGAUAAUGUUGGCUGCCGGUUUCAAGCCGACAACCGAACCACACCUUCGCGGCAUGUUGAGUAGCAUCCGAGUUGCACAGCUCGAAGAUUUACGUGAGAAAUCUCGAAUCUUUGUGCCCGAAGGAAGGUGGUUGAUGGGUUGUUUGGAUGAAUUAGGUGUUCUUGAACAAGGCCAGUGCUAUAUUCAAGUAUCAAACCCGUCGGUCGAGAACUGUUUUGUGAAACAUGGGUCGAGAUUUUCUGAAACAAAACGAAAUUUGACAGUKAUCAAGGGUACUGUGGUMAUUGCAAAGAAUCCGUGUCUUCAUCCUGGUGAUGUUCGAGUUUUAGAGGCUGUAGAUGUCCCUGGUCUAGAACAUCUGUUUGAUUGUUUGAUUUUUCCGCAGAAAGGAGACCGGCCACACACCGAUGAAGCUUCCGGAAGUGAUCUCGAUGGCGAUCUCUAUUUCGUUACAUGGGAURAAAAUCUUAUACCACCUAGCAAACAGAGCUGGCCGCCGAUGGAAUACACUGCUGCCGAAGCCAAACUUUUACCACGCGAUGUUACCCAACAGGACAUAAUAGAUUUUUUCACCAAGAACAUGGUUAAYGACAGUCUUGGAACGAUUUGCAACGCACACGUAGUCCAUGCCGAUAUGAGUGAUGACGGAGCUCUAGAAAAAAAAUGCAUCAAACUGGCGGAACUAGCGGCUACCGCCGUUGAUUUCCCGAAAACCGGCAAGAUCGUGAACAUGCCGCCUGCUCUUAGACCGAAGCUUUACCCGGAUUUCAUGGGMAAAGAAAGUUUCCAAAGCUACAAAUCGAAGAAAAUACUCGGGAAACUUUAUCGCCAUGUCAAAGAUUGUCGCGCCACAGAUGUCACGCCAUCUUCCGAACUUCUAAUCCUCCCUUCCMACAUACCGUAUGACGAAGAUCUUGAGGUUCGUGAGGCUGCUAGCUUUGUAAAUGAUGCUUGGGGCUGUAAGUUGUCGUACGAUCGACGACUAAACGGGCUUCUCGGACAGUAUAAGGUGGCCCGAGAAGAAGAGAUUGUCACGGGUCAUAUUUGGUCAAUGCCGAAACAUGCUAGCAAGAAGCAAGGUGAACUUAAAGAAAGGAUCAAACAUGCGUACAGUGCGUUGAGGAAGGAGUUCCGGAAGGUGUUYGACUAUCUGGGUCCUGAUUUUGACCAGAUUCCGGAAGAAGAAAGAAACGAGAGGUACGAGCGAAAGGCGUCUGCUUGGUACCAGGUUACGUACCAUCCGAUUUGGGUAAGGAAAUCACUGGCUUUGCAAGAACCUGGCCGGGAGGGCGAAACGGUAAAUUUGAGCUUUGCGUGGAUCGCAGCUGAUUAUCUUGCCCGAAUCAAAAUCAAGCGACGGGGAGCUGGAGACGGGAGAUCCCAGAAACCGAUUGAUUCACUUGGUCGGUACCUUGCUGAUCGGAUGUGAUCGUUUAUGGCUGCAUGGCUACUCUGCCACUUCUUGACCUUUUUUAUUAUUCGUGUAUCAUUUUGUCUGAGUGAAGAAGUCACUAUCUAUUUCAUCAAGCCAUAAUCGAACAACCUUGUAUAAGUUAUCAAAUAACAGCUUGUUUGGGUUUAAUGAGACUCAUUGUUUGGUAGUGGUUUAUUUUGUAAUCUUUAUGGAACUUUAUAA